CCCCACGGAUGGCGGAGAGGUUCCAUGAUGGGGGGGGGGGGGGCUGAUGGGCAGCCUAGAAGGCAACCAUCCGCGGCGACGCCUCGAGAGGGGAAGUGGGAGAAAAGAGAAGGGAGUUCUGCGCACAUAUUGGACAAUGGAUGAUGGUUCGCCCGUCGUUGAAGGAUCCAACGCUGUGUGUUGUCUGCCUGCCCACAACACCACCCCUUUCCCGUCCGUCCUCUCUGCUGCGACUUACACGAGCCUGCCGGACAGACCUGCCAAUUCGGGGUCAGAUAUGCACCUUGAUAACUUAAAAUCCCACCGUGGCGACCACCACCGCCCGUUUUCCGCACUUCAACGAUUGAUAAUCACCACUUUGUCCUCAAAACUCUCCCACUUUGAUUCCGCUUUGCCGCCCCUAUCUCACCGUCACAAUCAACCCUUUCACUCAAUCACCCCUUUUCACUCAACCGCCCCUUCCCACAUACCAUAUCCACACAUCCGCCCAUCCAACCCCCAUCCGAACCGACCAACCGACCAACCCGACCAGCCGAGCAACAGAGUGUCAAAGUCAGGGUCCGACCCGCCGCAUGCUGCACCCGGCCCGCUCGCCUGCAUCCCGAACCCGUCCUGUGAAUGGACGGCUGCGUAUUCCGUACAUGUAUUAUAAGUAUGUAUAGAUAGCUUUACAUGACUCGCUCGCCGUCCCGCCAGCAGCACGCAAGCAAGCACGUCACAUGCGAAGUCGUGUCGCGUUACGCUGCGUCGCCGAGCCUUUGCGUUUGCUGCGCGUAGGUCUGAAGACGGGGCGGCUUCGCAUGUGGCGAGGUGAUCUGUCCGUUGUCGGUGAUGUUCCUACGUCGCAACCACACCGGAACCAAAUCCAAGGGAGGGCGG
Messenger RNA from Chaetomium fimeti, 879 nucleotides. RefSeq lists its product as uncharacterized. The record is from RefSeq and is a predicted model, not a curated record. Bases 47 to 652 code for a protein of 201 amino acids. Lineage: Eukaryota; Fungi; Ascomycota; Sordariomycetes; Sordariales; Chaetomiaceae. The transcript has a single exon.